AUGAACCCUCUUGAACUAAUUACCACUGCCAAGGGCAACCCCAGUUUAGUUCUCACCAACCAAACAGACCAUCAGGCUCUGCUUGCAAUCAAAGAUUUGAUAAAAGGAGAUCCUCUAGGUGCCUUGAGCUCAUGGAACCAUUCCAUUCACUUUUGCAAUUGGCAAGGAGUCUCAUGCGGUCAUCGACAUCAACGUGUGACAGUCCUAAACAUAUCAUCUCUCGCAUUGGUGGGUUCUGUAUCUUCUCAAAUUGGGAACCUCACCUUCCUUAGGAGGAUUGAUCUCGGUAACAAUAGUUUUCAUGGCGAAAUCCCACAAGAACUUGGCAAGUUGUUUCGUCUGCAGCACCUUCUGCUUUUGAAUAACUCUUUCCAAGGUGAAUUUCCAACCAAUUUGACUCAUUGUUCACACUUGAGAUAUAUCGAUAUGCGUGGUAACCGUCUAGGAGGUAAAAUUCCUAUCGAGCUAGGUUCUUUGUCCGAACUGAUGUCUUUGAAACUUUCAAACAAUCAUUUCACUGGAACUAUCCCACCAUCAAUUGGGAACCUUACCAUUCUAAGUUUGCUUGGUCUAAUGUACAAUAAUCUAGAGGGAAGCAUUCCCACCCAACUUGGGCAGCUUUCCAAGUUGGAGUUUCUUCAGUUGUCGGCAAACAAUUUGUCUGGUAUGGUUCCUAAUUCGCUUUACAACAUCUCAUCAAUCUAUUUAUUCUCCAUCACUUUCAACCAAUUGCAUGGAAUUCUACCACCAGAUUUAGGCUUGACACUUCAAAAUUUGCUAGGAUUUUAUGUUGAAUCCAAUCAAUUCUAUGGCCAAAUUCCAUCGUCAAUAGCCAAUGCAACGGGACUUGUGCAAAUUGAUUUUAGCAGAAAUUCUUUUACUGGGUCCAUGCCUAAAAGUCUGGGAACACUUGAUGCUUUGGAAGUAUUAAAUGCUCAUCAAAAUUCACUUGGCAAUGAAUUAAUGAGCAUCGUCACUUCUUUAUCCAAUUGUUCCAAUCUACAAAUUUUGGAUUUGGCUACAAAUCAAUUUAAAGGUUUGUUGCCUCAUUCUAUUGCAAAUCUCUCCCAGAUCACUUGGUUGAUUCUACGAAGCAACUAUAUAUCUGGAAGCAUACCUCUUGAUAUUGGGAACCUUGUCAAUUUGAAAUCCAUCAAUCUAGGUGAGAACAUGCUUAUAAGUAGCAUUCCAAAUUCCAUUGGAAAACUGUCCAUGUUGGAAAAACUCACGCUUGAUCAAAAUAACAUCUCUGGAGAGAUUCCAUCGUCUAUUACAAACCUGAGUAGGCUUGGUGUACUUGACCUAUCAACAAAUAUGAUUAAGGGAAACAUUCCUAUUUCUUUACACAAUUGUACCAAUCUACAACGCAUUCAUCUUGAUUACAAUCAUCUCAUGGGAGCAAUACCCUAUCAAAUCUUUGGUUUGUCUUCCCUCAUUAGUCUGUCCUUGAGUCAAAAUUACUUAAUAGGACUACUACCACAAGAAGUGGGUAAGUUGAAAAAUCUGAAUGCACUAUUUGUAUCAGAAAAUAAACUAUUUGGAGAAAUCCCCACCACUCUCGGCAAUUGUGAAGUUUUAGUAUUCCUCUACAUCGAAGGUAACCUUUUCGAAGGUACAAUUCCGAUGACCUUCAAACAAUUGAAAGGUAUUCAAGAACUAGAUGUUUCUAGGAACAACUUGUCUGGACAGAUUCCAAGGUUUCUCGGGGAGUUUCGAUUCUUUCAAUAUCUCAAUCUUUCUUACAAUAUGUUUGAUGGUGAAGUUCCGAAUGGAGGAGUUUUCACAAACAUUAGUGCCUUCUCAAUUGUUGGAAAUAGUAAGCUAUGCGGAGGAAUUAGACUAUUGCAAUUGCCUGCAUGCCCUAUGCAAGCCUUAAAUGAAAGGAAACGACCUUUCAACCAUAGAGUAAUAGUUCUAAUAGUUACUCUCACUAUUGUUCUAUUAUCAUUGGGCAUUUUAGCUAUUAUUUACCAAAACAAAAGGUCAAGACAGCAAGUCAAAUUAGCCUUGCCUUUGCAAAACCAAUAUUUACAACUCUCUUAUGGAGAACUUUUUCAAGCAACCAAUGGAUUCUCUCCAGCCAACUUAAUUGGUGAGGGAGGCCAUGGUUAUGUUUAUAAGGGGAUUCUCAACUCCGAUGAACAAAUUGUUGCUGUGAAGGUGCUCAAACUACACGAACAUGGAGCGAACAAGAGUUUUCUUACAGAAUGUGAAGCAUUGAAGAAUAUUCGCCAUCGAAAUCUCGUCAAGAUAAUUACAGCUUGCUCAAGCAUUGAUUUUCAAGGCAACGACUUCAAGGCUUUGGUCUUCAAGUUCAUGGAAAAUGGGAGCUUAGAAAAUUGGUUACACCCAAGUCUUUUAGAGCAACAUGAACCUAAGAACUUGAACUUUGUUCAAAGGCUAAACAUUGCCAUCGAUGUGGCAUGUGCAUUGGAUUAUCUUCACCAUCAUUGUGAAAUGGCUUUUAUUCAUUGUGAUUUAAAGCCAAGUAAUAUUCUUCUUGACGGUGACUUGUGUGCCCAUGUUAGUGAUUUCGGCAUGGCCAAGAUUUUUUCAACAACCAUUGGAAUAUCCAAUCAUCAGCAAUCAAGUUCAAAUGGGAUAAGAGGAACAAUUGGCUAUGUUGCUCCAGCACCUGGAAAUGAUAUUGAUGUAUACUUGAGCCUUAUAGUGGAUGAAUUGAAGGAGUUAUUGAAUACAUAUGUUAACCCUUAUGAUACAAUGAGUAAUGAAAUGUACCUUAUGACACUUAAGUCAUACAUUCAUAAUAAAUCCUAUCCUGACGGCUCCAUCGCAGAAGGGUACUUGAUUGAAGAUUGUAUGACAUUUUGUUCUAGGUAUUUAGAUGAAACCGAGUCCAAGCUAAAUAAACCUAUAAGGAAUUAUGAUGGAAAUGAUAAUGAUGGUCAAGUAGGGGGUCAUUCUUUAGGAAAAGAUGAAAAGUUUGUACUUAAUGAUAUACAAAAGAAAUAG
Messenger RNA from Camellia sinensis, 2973 nucleotides. The record is from RefSeq and is a predicted model, not a curated record. Lineage: Eukaryota; Viridiplantae; Streptophyta; Magnoliopsida; Ericales; Theaceae.